This is a messenger RNA of Malania oleifera, 3002 nucleotides long. RefSeq names its product receptor protein kinase-like protein At4g34220. Gene Ontology annotation, molecular function: protein binding; ATP binding; protein kinase activity. Lineage: Eukaryota; Viridiplantae; Streptophyta; Magnoliopsida; Santalales; Ximeniaceae. Gene Ontology annotation, biological process: protein phosphorylation. The record is from RefSeq and is a predicted model, not a curated record. The transcript is spliced from 3 exons. The coding region runs from base 238 to 2613 and encodes 791 amino acids.
UGUGCGUCACGAGCUUGUGAUGAUACAGGCGUGGCAAAGCUUCACUGAAUAUAGCAAUGUGAGUUCCACACUAUUAUAUCCACUGUUGCCCCGUCCAAUGGACCUGUGUCAUAGACACCUGUGAUAGUGAGCAUUUUCCAUGUGAGAAAGAAGCAAAGAGAGCGAAGGAAAGAGGCUAUUAGGCAUACCUCUGCCCAUCCCCUGCAAGCUGAUGAAUCUGUCCAACAACGCACAGAAAUGUCCUGUAGCAGCCAUCAGAGAUUCCUCCUCUGCUUUUCCCAAUUUCUAGGUGCAGAGUCAGUUCAAGAAAUCAUGAGUACCAGUAGGAGUGACGAUCUCCAUUUUUGGUGGAAGAUCACUUCGUUUCUUCUUCUGCUGCACAGCUCCUUUGCUCUGAACUCAGAUGGGGUCUCCUUGCUUUCUCUCAAGUACAAUAUUCUCGGCGACCCUUUAUCAGUACUAGAGAGCUGGAACUACGACGAUGAGACGCCGUGUUCAUGGACGGGAGUCAUCUGUGCGGAAAUUGGAAACCCCGGCUCGCCGGACAUGUUUCGGGUCAUCAGCUUAGCGCUUCCGAACUCUCAGCUUCUGGGUUCCCUAUCCUCGGACUUGGGUAUGAUCGAACACCUUCGAUUUCUCGAUCUCUCCAACAAUUUCUUUAAUGGGUCUCUGCCGGCGUCUCUGUUCAACGCUUCGGAGCUUCAGGUGCUCUCUCUCGCCAGCAAUGCCCUCUCCGGCGAGUUGCCGGAGGCCAUAGGAAGGUUGACAAAUCUUUCGUUUCUCAAUCUUUCUGUGAAUGCUUUUGCUGGGAGACUCCCGGAGAGUCUGAUUGCUCCGCAGAAUCUAUCUACCGUUUCUUUGAGGAGCAAUCACUUCUCCGGUACUGUUCCGAGCGGAUUUAAUACGAUCCAGGUGUUGGAUUUGUCUUCAAAUUUGUUCAAUGGGUCUUUGCCUGGAGAUUUUGGUGGAGGGAGCUUGGUUUACUUGAAUCUCUCCUACAAUAAACUUUUCGGAAAGAUUCCUCCGGAAUUUGCACAAAUUCCGGCCAAUGCGACAAUCGAUAUUGCAUUCAACAACUUGACGGGUGAAAUCCCGCAAUCGGACGCAUUAUGGAAUCAGAAAAAGGAAUCUUUCACCGGAAAUAUUGAUUUGUGCGGGAAACCACUGAAAAUCCUCUGUUCAAUUCCUUCUUCCCACUCUACUCCUCCUAAUGCUUCCUUUCCUUCUUCCCCUGCAAUUGCAGCCAUUCCCAAAACGUUCGACACAAACACGGUGAAAAACUCUUCAACAACAUCAGAUGGGGCCCAAGAAGAAAAGCAGGCUGGGCUAAAACCAGGAACAAUAGCCGGAAUCGCCGUCGGAGAUUUAGCCGGUAUCUCAAUCCUCGCCAUUAUUUUCCUCUCUGUUUACCAAAUCAAAAGGAAAAAGCAAAAUCCAAGCGACAGUUCCGACACACCCACCUCAGAAAAGGGCCCGAAAGGAGACCACCCCUUACCAUCCACCGAUUCCAGAGGCCUCGGCGGAACGUGCUCGUGCCUAGCGAAGAACGGCGACGAGACAUCAGACGCAACCUGUUCCGACGCUGAAGGCAGAGAAGUAACCGGAAAGGAGAAUGGAGACGAGAGGGAGAAGGUUGAGAGAGGAGGGUCGCUGGUGAUGGUGGACGGAGAGAUGGGGCUGGAGAUGGAGAAUCUGUUGAAAGCCCGGGCGUACGUGUUGGGAGCGAGCGGGCGGAGCAUAGUUUACAAGGCGGUGCUGGAGGACGGGACAGCUCUGGCGGUUCGGAGAAUAGGGGAGAGUGGGGGGUUUGAGAUGAGGUUGAAGGAGUUCGAGAACCAGGUGAGGAUGAUUGCUAAACUGCGCCACCCCAAUCUGGUUCGCGUUCGAGGGUUUUACUGGGGAGACGAUGAGAAGCUCCUCAUCUCCGACUAUGUCUCCAAUGGCAGCUUGGCCACUGUUGGUAACAGGAAAAAUGGCUCCUCCCCCUACCAUCUUCCCCUAGAAGCCCGGUUCAAGAUAGCAAGAGGCAUAGCCAGGGCCCUCGCCCACAUCCACGACAAGAAACACGUCCAUGGCAAUCUCAAGCCCUCCAACGUCCUCCUCACCCACAACUUCGACCCCGUCAUCUCCGACUUCGGCCUGCACCGUCUUCUCCCCUCCCACCACCGCCAGAGCAGCAGCGGCGGCAGCCGCUCCACCGCCUCUGGAAAGGACUUUUUCAUCGCGGGCGACCAUCCCCAUUUCGCUGCCGGUGCCGACCAGGCUCCCGCCGGAUUUGUAUCUCCAUACGCCCCGCCGGAGUCGCUCAAGAACCUGCGGUCCAACUCCAAGUGGGACGUGUACUCCUUCGGGAUUUUACUGCUGGAGCUUCUCACCGGCCGGGCGUUCUCGGACCGGGAGGUGAGCCGGUGGAGCGCCGAACCGGCGGUGGACGAGAAGAACCGGGUUCUGUUGUUGGCCGACGGGGUGGUUAGGGCUGAGGUGGAGGGUGCCAGGGUGGACGCCUUGCUGGCAUGCUUUAGGCUGGGGUUCGAUUGCGCGGCCGUGGCCCCACAGAAGAGACCGUCUAUGAAGGAAGCACUCCAAGUGAUGGAGAGGGUCACGCAUUCUUAGUACUAAUGAUGGUGUAUGGGCCCACACAGAGAACCAAUUUGGGUUUAGGGUUUAAGGAGGGAGCGUCAUUGUCAAGGGAGAGAGUUGGGGAAUGUUCACAAGGAAGAGUGCAGUAUUGUUGAAGGGGCAAAUUAUAAGUAUUAAUAAAGGAGAUUGUGUACUUUUUAUUAGGCAAGGGAUGGUGAGGAUGUUUGGAAAUGGGAUGGCAGUGAGAUAUGCGAUUCAUUGAUUGCCAAAUGAUGCGUGGCCUUGAUUUUCUCCCCCUACCUUCUGCUCGAAUAUUUUAAGAAGUUAUCCGAGUAAUUUGAUGUACUAGUACUUUGGGUUAUGAGCUUGUGACCAUAUAAAAAUAUUAAAGAGAAGUUAUAUAAAGCUUACUAUUGUUUUCC